AUGUCAACAUCUUCCAUCCGGCAUCCCUGUCACUGGGUUCGGCAUUACGCGCAAAUCUUUCCCGACCGAGCAGCAGUUGAGCAGCUAGUCGGCUCUUUUCCCGAUGAUGACAAUGAAACAGAGGUUCAAACUCGCAGUUGGACGUACUCUCAGCUAGAAACAAUAUCGGACAAUCUCGCGGAGCUCCUGCUGGAUCGGUUGCCAUCCGAAAGCUCCUCCUCUCCGCCCGCAGUUGCUCUCUGUAUGGGUCGGACUCUUGAAGCCUUCGCCUGCAUCCUGGCCAGUAUGAAGGCUGGGUGCCUCUACCUUCCUAUCGCCGAGGAUCUGCCACCUCAGCGCAAGAAAGAGCUCGUGUCUGACGCAAGGGCCGCUGCUGUCUUUGCUUCAUCAGGCCUAGCGGAUACUUUCAAAGAACAGAACGCUGCAGGAGAUUCCCCUCAUCCGACUCUUAUCGUUAUUGAUGACCUUCCUGCCGGUAUGGCAAACACACGCAACGACCCUCUCACCCUGCCGCCCGCUAGCAAGACGGGCUACCUCUUGUUCACCUCCGGCUCUACUGGCAAACCCAAGGGAGUCUCCGUCUCUGGCGCGAACCUAUCCUCCUUUGUGGAUGGCUAUGCUGCCAUCUUGACUUCGAGAUCGCCACGUUCGAUGAGGCUCACCGACAAUGGCGGAGGACGCUAUCUCAAUUCGUCCUCGCGAGCCUUCGACCCACAUAUCUCACAAAUGUUUACAGCGUGGAGAAUGGGUUACGCCGCUGUGACAGGUGAGCGGAGUUUACUUCUAGAAGACAUGAUCCGGACGGUGAACUUGCUGGAAAUCACUCACAUGGGUGGGCUACCAUCUCUAGUAGAGCAAGCAGGUAUGACACCAGAGCAAGUGCCUUCGCUUGCUCUUCUGGGCGUAGGUGGAGAGAAGAUCACCCCUUUCAUCCUUGAUGAGUGGGCAUCUCAUUGUGGCGGGGAGGACGGCCGGACGGUGAUCAAUCUGUAUGGUCCCACGGAGGUGACCAUCGGAUGUACAGCUGCCGUCAUCUCCCCUUCCUCUACACCGGGGAACAUCGGCUAUCCCAUCGGCAACACGACGGCGUUGGUGCUACUCCCUGGCUCCGACACUCUGGCGUGGAAAGGUCAGGCUGGAGAGCUCUGCUUCGCUGGUGACCUGGUAGCUCACGGCGGCUACAUAGGCGAGAAUGCGCCCAAAGGCGGUUUCGCGACCGUUCCCAAACGACUCAUCGAUCCGCAAGCCCCGCAAGACCAGUCGCUCAAAAUCUAUCGCACAGGCGAUGUCGUGCAGAUGCUCGCUGAUGGCAGUCUUGCUUUCCUUGGGCGAGCCGAUGAGCAGAUCAAGAUCAGGGGUCAGCGUUUGGAGCUCGGUGAAGUCAAUGUCGCUGUGCGUACGGCCGCUGCUGAAGCACGUGAACAGGUAUUGUCGGCGCAAAACGCACUUACUGUGUAUGUCAAACAUCCGGCCCUACCAUCUGCCCGGCUGUUCAGCCUGGUCGAGUGUGGGGGGCAAAGCGACUCUCAGCUGGCUUUGCUUGAAGACAGUGAUACAAGGGAGGCCAUCUCUUCAACGCUCAAAAGCAAGCUGCCGAGCUUCAUGGUGCCCACUGUCGUCCUUGUUGAGCGUCUACCAAAAUUGGCAUCGGGCAAGGUAGACGGCAAGAAGAUCAAGCAAGCCUUGAUGGACGCACCCAUAGAUGAACUCCUC
This is a messenger RNA of Microstroma glucosiphilum, 1713 nucleotides long. RefSeq names its product acetyl-CoA synthetase-like protein. Gene Ontology annotation, cellular component: cytoplasm. The record is from RefSeq and is a predicted model, not a curated record. Gene Ontology annotation, biological process: secondary metabolite biosynthetic process; amino acid activation for nonribosomal peptide biosynthetic process. The annotation marks the transcript as partial. Gene Ontology annotation, molecular function: phosphopantetheine binding. The transcript has a single exon. Lineage: Eukaryota; Fungi; Basidiomycota; Exobasidiomycetes; Microstromatales; Microstromataceae.